AGUCCGCGCGGGUCGUGCCCGCCGUAGACGGAUGAAGCGGCGCGCCGCGCCCCGGCGCUGAGGCCCGAGCAGCGGGGCGGCAGGUCGCCAGCCCCACCAUGAAGAAGACGCGGAGCACCACCCUGCGGCGCGCCUGGCCUAGCGCGGAUUUCUCGGACCGGGCCUCGGACCGCGUGAGGUCCCGCAGCGAGAAGGACUACCGCCUGCACAAGCGCUUCCCCGCGGCCUUCGCGCCGCAGGCUGCGCGGGGCUACAUGACAUCAGGUGAUGUGUCACCAAUCAGUAUGUCUCCCAUCAGUCAAUCUCAGUUUAUUCCACUCGGGGAAAUCCUUUGCUUGGCCAUCUCAGCAAUGAACGCGGCACGGAAACCUGUCACCCAAGAAGCACUGAUGGAGCACCUGACGACAUGUUUCCCAGGUGUUCCGACGCCCAGCCCAGAAAUCCUCCGGCACACGCUGAACACGCUGGUGCGGGAGCGCAAGAUCUACCCGACUGCAGAUGGCUACUUCAUCGUGACCCCCCAGACCUAUUUCAUAACGCCGUCCCUCAUAAGAACGAACAGUAAAUGGUACCACUUGGACGAGAGGAUACCUGAUAGGUCCCAGUGUACCUCUCCCCAACCCGGAACCAUCACGCCCUCUGCCUCAGGCUGUGUCAGGGAAAGGACAUUGCCCAGAAACCACUGCGACUCUUGCCAUUGCUGUAGGGAAGACAUGCAUAGCAUGCACGCGUCGACUCUGCAGAGGAAAUCUGCCAAGGACUGCAAGGACCCUUACUGCCCCCCCUCCCUCUGCCAGGUGCCACCCACUGAAAAGAGCAAAAGUACUGUAAAUUUUUCUUAUAAGACAGAAACGCUAUCGAAGCCUAAAGACAGUGAAAAGCAGUCCAAAAAAUUUGGCCUCAAGUUAUUCCGGCUAAGUUUUAAGAAGGACAAGACCAAACAGCUGGCCAAUUUCUCUGCCCAGUUUCCUCCGGAAGAGUGGCCCCUGAGGGACGAGGACAUGCCGACGACGAUCCCCAGGGAGGUGGAAAUGGAGAUCAUCAGGCGCAUUAACCCGGACCUGACCGUGGAAAAUGUCAUGAGGCACACCGCACUGAUGAAGAAACUUGAGGAAGAAAAAGCCCAUCGGAGUAAAGCCGGGUCUUCUGCCCAUCACAGCGGGCGGAGCAAAAAGAGUAGGACUCACCGGAAGUCCCAUGGGAAAUCGCGGUCGCACAGCAAGACGCGCGUGUCGAAGGGAGACCCUUCGGACGGUUCCCAUCUGGAUCUCCCCGGGGGGAGAGAGUUUGACUUCUGUGACCCUCUGACCAGGGUGCCCAGGGAGGGCUGCUUCAUCAUUGAGCACAAAGGAGAUAACUUCAUCAUGCACGGCAACGCCAACGUGAUCGAGUCCCAUUUCCCCAUGACGCCAGAAUGGGACGUGUCUGGCGAGCUGGCCAAAAGGAGAACCGAGAUGCCUUUUCCGGAACCUUCCCGGGGCAGCUCCCACUCUAAAGUGCACCGGAGCCACAGCCAUACCCAGGACCGGCGGUCCAGGAAUGAGAGACCCGGCAAAGCCAAGGAGCGGUCCCGGUCCAUGGACAACUCCAAAGGGCCCCUGGGUGCUUCUUCUCUCGGCACCCCCGAGGACUUGGCGGAAGGCUGUAGCCAAGACGACCAAACGCCCAGCCAGUCGUACAUCGACGACAGUACCCUGCGGCCCGCGCAGACUGCCAGCCACCCAAGGGCUCACCUUUCAUCCGCGAGCUAUAAAGAGGUGUGCAUUCCCGAGAUAGUCAGCAGCGGCAAGGACCCUUCCAGUGCUUGCAGCCUCCUGGAGCCAGGAAAGGCACUAGAGAGUUUACCGUCCUAUGGAGACCCCAACUCCUGUCCUGCAAAAACGGCCACAGAUGACUAUUUCCAGUGCAACACCUCGAGCGAGACAGUGCUCACAGCUCCCUCGCCUCUGGGGAAGAAUAAGGAGGACCACGACACCCUGACCCUGGCGGAAGGGGUGAAGAAGCUGCCUCCGUCCGACAGGCAGACCCCCCACUGCUCCAGGGAACCUCUGGGGCACAAGGAGGAGUCCCCUAAGGGGCCGGGUGGGGGCCCAGCAGCCUCUGGCUCAGUGGCCGAAGGGAUGGCCAACGGCCGCGUCCUGCAGCACCACGGCGCGGAGCCCAGCAGCCUGGACAAGAGGAAAGAGAUAUUCAGCAAGGACACCCUCUUCAAACCUCUUCACAGCACCCUGUCCGUCAACAGCUAUCACAAGUCCAGCCUGUCCCUCCUCAAAGCUCACCCGAAGACACCUGCCGACACACUGCCAGGCCGAUGUGAGAAACUCGAGCCGUCCCUGGGCCCCUCGGCCACCCAGGCCCUGCCGGCUUCCCAGCGCCAGCAGGAGUCAGGGGGCAACCAGGAGGCCUCCUUCGACUAUUACAACGUCUCUGAUGACGACGACUCGGAGGAAGGGGCCAACAAAGCCACGGAGGAGGAGAAGAAUCGAGACGACGUCGGCACCAUGCAGUGGCUCCUGGAGCGGGAGAAGGAACGGGACUUGCAAAGGAAAUUUGAGAAGAACCUCACCCUCCUGGCCCCGAAAGAGGCCGACGGCGGCAGCAACCAGAGAGCCACCCACUCGGCGCGGCUCGACAGCAUGGACAGCAGCAGCAUCACUGUGGACAGCGGAUUCAACUCCCCACGCACUCGAGAGAGCCUGGCUUCCAACACUUCCAGCAUUGUUGAAAGUAACCGGAGGCAGAACCCUGCCUUGAGUCCCGCCCACGGUGGAGCCGGCCCCGCCUUCAACUUCCGAGCGAGCACGGACCCGCCCACCAACGACGCCGAGAAAUUACCGAAACCCUCCAGCUGCUUGCAAGCUUCUGUUACUAGUGUGUGAUAGUCAUUCGGCCUCGUCUCCUGUCGCGUUGGAUACAGCAACGUUUACGACACUGGGACUGACGUUUACAUCUUUGGAAGGACAAGCAUCUCAACCACAGUUUUUGUGUUUACUUAAACUGUGCUGCUAAGUAGGCUAGGGCAAAACAAAACAACACACACACACACAGAAAUCUUUAUUUCAGAGUAUUGCUUUUCACAGAAUAGCAGUAGGGGUGAUUGUAUACUUUGUUCUUUAGCAACAGAAUAGCAGUAGGGGUGAUAUGUAUACUUUGUUCACUAAUUGUAGCCGAGCACACAUAGAAAAGUCUAGACACUGUCAGUGUAAUCUGCAUUUUCAAUGUCAUGCCGUUGCCAAUUCCAUUUUAAAAUGCCACAGAUGCUGGUUGCUCCCAGUCUGCGGUUAGAUGGUGCCACAGAACUGAUCCUGGACACUUCCAAAAACAAAACUAAACAAAAACCUAACUAAGCCACCACAAAAUGUAAAAGGCAAGGGUCCACCUCAAAGGAAAACCAAUGCCAAACCAGAAGGGACCCCAGCCCGUGGGUGUGAAACGUUUCUGCCCCAGGCAUUCUCACUGUGAGUUGUCGUGAUUGAAGUCCUGGCAGUGUUUGUUCGUGGGGGGUUGUGUUCAAGUGCAACAGAUGCUGGUCUGAUUCUUAACCUUCCAUGAUCACAAACAGGAAUAUAGGCCUCUCCAUCUGAAGCGGACAAAGGAAGGAAGGAAGGAAGGAAGGAAGGAAGGAAGGAAGGAAGGAAGGAAGGGAAUUCCCAAGUGGACCAACUGGGUCACAGUCCCAAGUGAUGGGAGAGGUAAUGUGGACUGUGAAAUGGUAUUAAUCAAAUAUUUAAGGAAGAUCAUUUCCUCCUUGUGAAACUUAUGAUCCUAUCUUACUAUACAGAUACAAUAAUUAGUUUGUUUAAAAAGCAAAUUGUUCUUUGUGAUACAAAUGAAGAGUGUGGCCUGAGGACGUUAUUCUUUCUAAUGGAAGGAUAUAAAUCUAUUUUAUGUAGUUUUAAAUAGAAUGCCUAAAUUAGGCUGUGGGAGAUGAUUUUUAGUGGUUAUAGGAAAGAGCAAAUUUAGGGAGAGUUGAACAGCAGGCCUUUUAUUCCUGGGAAGAUAUCUAUAGAGAAAAGUUUAAAAUAAUUUUUGAUUAGAAAUAUACAUGUGCCCAUGUAAUUAACAACAGAAUGUGCUCAUUCUGCAAAUGUGGUAUAAUCAUAAUUUGUAUUCCCCUGAAAUUUAUUAUGGUAACAAUUAUGCAUACAAGAACUAUGCCAGAGUAAUGUUUACAGAUACUUUGUAACAAUUUCAAGAGGCAGUUUUAGGCAGAUGUAUUAUUAGCUGAACUUAUUUCAAGAUGGUUUGGUAACAUUUUUAGUUUGGUUUGCAAUAUCAUGUUGGAUAUAAAAACGACUCUCAACAGUAAAAGGGUACAAAUAAUCAAUUUUCAACCUUAUAUGGGACAGAGAUAUUUCAAAAUCCCUGUUUUAUUUUAUGAGGGUAAUUGAAUCAAUCUGAUAGGAAUGAAAAGGUUUUUUUCUUUUUGGCAAUGGGUUACAUAUGACACCGGUGAAUUGUCUGUCUGACAUAAGGUGAUUUUUGUUUACUUACUUUUCCUUUUUUUUUUUUUGUACAGUCACGAGAACAUUUGCAGUCAUAUAGCAGAACAUAUGUGACACAAAAUAAAUAUAAAAUAUUUAAGUAAUUGGCAAACUAUUUGUGAAACACUUCUGCUUCAGUAUUACAGAAUUACUACAACUCAGUUUAAGAACGCAAUCACAGGAUGUAGUCAGAGAUCUUUUUUGUUUUUUUUUAAAUGGGAUACUCUCUCAUGCUUUUGCAGAUAUUUGGAAGUUGCCCACAGUCAAACUGGACCCCCACCCUCAAAGUUUAGCAUAUCUGUGUGUGUGUGUGUGUGUGUGUGUGUGUGUGCUUGCCGCAAAUGUAAGCACAUUCCCUAGUAACUCCCACACUAGUUAACUGUUGAAGGAAGUCGGGUUCCAGGCUCCUGCCAUCUUUUCUCCAAGGCAGGCCUGGAAUGCUCAAAAAUGCCUUGUUUGUCUCAUUCCUUGAAUAUGUCCAGAAAGAACAAUAGAUAGUACACCUCAUAGACUCCAGAAUCUCUUUCUUUGGGGAGUUGUAUACCAUACGCUUACUACAUGUUUUUUUCUGCCCAGAUUAUUAUUUUUUUUUGCAAAAGCCUGCUCUCUAGUUUUUAUCAUACUAUCAGUUCAUAAAUACUAAAACCAUUGACACAAUACAUCAGCCUCUUGUUGAACCUCUGGAAGUAGCCAUGGUAAUAAACUCCGUGUGAACAGGAAAGGAAAGUAUUACCCCUAAGAGAAGCUUUAAAAUAUAAAUAUAUCAAUAUUUCAGAAGAAAUAGGUUUACAAAAGAUGCUAUUCAAAUAAAAUGUGUACACUCUGCCUGACGCGAUAGGGUACUUGAUUUUGUUUUUGCUUUCUUUCGAAAGGAAAAGUCCCUCUUAGACCAGCAGCGGCUGGCACAGAUGGGAUGGGCUUUAAAGAGGAUACAAAGUAAGCAGACGUUUCAUGUAGAAACAUUCUGGUCUGAAUCAAAUUGGGGAUUUUUGAAUGGGGGUGGUGAGGUAGCAGGAAAUGCAUUAUAAAUGUAAUCCAGGCUGGCCGGCCUUGGGGUCCCCACUGAUCAGUCAAUCCAUGCAGGCCCACUUCAAGAGUUCCCUAACAUCCGCCUCCUCCGGGGAACUGAUGGCUUUGUGUGAACUGGGCUGCUUAUCUUGUAUGUAUUCGCUUAGAGUUUAUCAACAGAAAGGUUUACAAAACUGAAUUGGGUUGAAUUUCUGCAUAGUGUUCAACUUUCAAGGGUCAACACAUCUGUCGGCAUUUUGCACACUUAUGUAUUAUUAUGAUACAGCAUAUUACUUUAUGGUAAUUUUUAUUUUUACAUAUAACUACCUCCAUAAAUUUAACAAAACGGCAGCAAUGCGUUAAAGUGUAUUGUUAAAAAAAAAGCAAAGUGUGAAAACUUGCUUUCACCUUCGGCCAUGGUGUUGUGUGUGUGCUUGUGAGAUUGCAGUGUGGUCUCAUGAUUUCUUUUUCAUGACUAUGGUUUGCUUUGGCGCCCUUAUUAGGCUUCCAGAUGUAACCCUGUCUCUCCUCCCUACCCCGCAAAAGCGUGCUUGAUUUUGUUACGAAUGAAUGAACGGAAGUCUAGGAUUCUUGUCUCCCACCCACCCCACCACGCCUGCUAGGAGAUCUCACCGGCAGAGUCUGCUGGCAAACCAGAGCUUAGUAAGCGUUCUGCUCCUGUCCAAGUCUGGUGUGAAUUCUCGUUUUCCAGUAACAGGAGACGCGCAAGGCACGUGGGACUGCCGACUUUGAAGCACUUUGGGCCUCUCUGCCUUCACGUGAAUGCAGCCACAUGGAGCCCCAGUCCACUUGAAUUAAAGAAGCUGUGCCGUGUACUCCACACCUCUGACAAUUCCAUGUUACAUAGUUUGCACAUCUCAGGGGACCUUAAUGAGCAUACGGAAAGGGGGUGGGCGGGGCUUGACACACACAACAAACCAAUCCAAGAGCUAGAAGGGGACAGGCUGGGCAAAAACAACUGCUUUUCUGAUGUGGCGAAGCUCAAGUUCAGGAAGCAGGAAUUGGAAGUUAAUCUGGAGUAACAAUGAUCUGAACACCAGCUGUUCCCAAAUCUCUAUCUCUCUUCUCUUUCUUUUUCUUUUCAUUCCCAACCAGCAUUUCUGAAAUGUAAAUUUAAGUGAAAUUGCAGCUACCACAGGGAGAAGAAACCUGUUCAUUGACAAGGGAAGCACGCCUUGUUUCUUUGUAAGGUCGGCACAGCUUUGUACAAUUCUACCUGGGUAAACCACUUAUCACCAUAAAGUGUACUUGAAAAUAAAGUUUUUAACUUAAAUUAUAGGCAUAUCACUUAUAGUACAAUAGUGAUUUUUUUUUUUAAAGAAAAAAAGCCUCACCAUUUAUAACAUGGUCAAUACAUUUGGGUCUUGAUUAAAAAUCAACAGCCACCGACAAUGACUUUUGCACGGUUUAUUGGGGGAUCUCAUCGUGCUUCCACGGCAUUCAGAUUCACGGUGAACAAAGCAGGGCGUAUUGGUAAUACCCGUACUUGAGUUGAAGAAUCAGCAGGAUUACUUACGAUUACCCAGAAAUACAGUGGCAGCUAUCGAUGAUCUAUUUUCUCUCCGUUGGAUAGACCAUCAUGACAAAUCACUAAAUACAAUGCUAUUUUUCUGAUGUGUGCUAAUAAAGUCAAAGAACAAAAUACAACCGUACACCUUUGUCCAUCUUCAUUCAGACAUUACAGGGUGUUUGCCCUUUGGCACCUCAGUGAUACCUAUCACUGGUAUCAGAUGAUGGCGGGAGACGCACACAGGCACCCAGAAGCCAUUGCAGGCAGAGGUCAAUCUAGACGCACACCCUUGUUUACAGUUUCUUAUUGGGCUUCUCCAAUUCCUGUGCUAAAAUACCAUCUUUCAGGAACAUGACUGCUCCUGGCAGUGGAAGGUGCUGAAACAGAUUUUAAUUAAAAACUUUAUCAAGUACUCUUCACCGUGCUCCUUGGCCUAACAGAAAUUCAGUACGCUCCCCGAGCCUCCUUUGGAGGACCUGGAUUUCCCAGGGAGCUGAUCUAGUUCCAAGUGUUUUUCUCAAGUUAGGAGAUCUGAAAUCAUUGGGGUCACCUGCAGCUACUACAGGCCAGCCAUACAGCCAGCUAGCAGUGGGUCGCACCUCCCAAGAUUCACCCAGACGUGCUUCCUGCCUCUCCCUUCCUUCCCCUCUCCCUUUGCCGAAGGCAACCAGUUCUCGCCUGUUAGUGACUCUUGUGUACAUGGUUUGGGCUUGAGGAAGCUAGAACACAGCAAAAAAGGAAGCCCAAGGCGGUGGAAAACAUCACCUUCCUUUGAGUGAGUGAAAUAUGGGCAGGAAGGAGGUCACACUCGUCUCUGCCAAGGAUGAUCCGAAAGGAAGUCAGCUGUCUGAAGGAGACCGUCACUAUUUUCCCAUGGGUUGUGGGCUAGGAGGCAGGGGCAGUUCCAUCGUGUCCUAUAGUGUUUCUGAGUCAGAAUCGACUUGAUGGCAGUGGGUUUGGAAAUUUGAGUUAUUUGGUUAUCUAUUUACAUGUAUAAAUUCACUCUGAAAUUUCCUGUGGGCGUCGGCAUAGACCCCCGGUGUCUCCCUGAUGAAGUUGGUCUCUGCAGCGGCCCAGAGAGAAAUUCUCCCCCAGUUGGCCCUCCAACAUAUCACCAUUUUAACAAUUGUCCUAUGAUUUGCAAGAUUCAGAAUUCCGCGAGGUGCAAAAGGGACUAAACCUUCUUAUGACUGUAUAUUUACCAGGUAGAGGGCUUUCAUUGCAAAUGAUUGGCUUCAGAUGUGAACGCACCUAGCACCAGGCCAACAGAGGGAGGCGGUGUUUGCCCCGUGAGGCUGCAAUGAUUCUGGAAGCAGAUGUGAAGCUUGACCAGGCUCCCUGUCCAAAGGCUGACCUUGACGCCCCGACCCCUUGCUCCCACCAAAAAGAGGCACCAGAUCUGAGAGCCCCUCCUCUAUACAGCCUCUGCAGCUACAGGAAAUGCACCCGGAAGUCCACUCUCAGCCGCCGCUCGACUUCCUUUCCUUAGAGCUCCUUCCCCUCCUCCUCCUGCCUCUUUCCCCACCGAGAUGCAGAUACACCGCCGUGCGUUUCCACAGCGGAAGGGCAGAAUCCUGUGUAGUAUUGUGCACACAGGCUGGGUUAGGAAGAGAGCCACCCUAACGUCACCUUCAUGUAAGUAUUGACGGCUACAAACUUGGGUCCUUCGAGUAGUGGACACAUACUGCUUUCUAGAACAGAAUGAGAUUUAAACAUUACCUUUAAAGGGGUCAUAAUUCUGCAGGUACCGUUCUCUGAAUGGCUGAAUGUGACUAUUGCAUUAGGGUAGAUGAAUUAAAACGUGCAAGUGGGAUUUACUGUAUGUUAGAAAGGAGUUUUGCAGCCAAGACUGCCUUGAAUAAAACGUGUUUGCACUGAAAAAAAAAUUAAAUUACUUGGUCUCUGGUUGCUGUAAAGGUCAUCCAAGAUGGAUGUUCUGUUUAUAUUGUAUAGUAUUUCAUAUGAAAUAAUUACAGUUCAUGAGAUGUCUUCCCUAAUGUUACUGAUUUAUAACAGCACAUUUGUAACAUGGUUUUUAUCGUGUCAGUGUACCAUAUUGUAAAUGAUGAUUACUUGUCAUGCUUAGUAUAAUAACUUAAAAGAAAAAAAAGGACAGGGAUUUUUGUAAGUCUAUAUUUGAAAGUCCCUCCAUAUGGUAAUAUUGUGUUCAUCUUGUUUAUGUAGUAUUGUGUGAAAUAUCCAUUUUGGAUUGUGUUACUUUUUAAGAUAUUAAAUAACAUUUGGUUAUA
Messenger RNA from Echinops telfairi (small Madagascar hedgehog), 9272 nucleotides. RefSeq names its product storkhead box 2 (gene STOX2). Gene Ontology annotation, biological process: positive regulation of transcription by RNA polymerase II. Bases 99 to 2879 code for a protein of 926 amino acids. The transcript has 4 exons. Gene Ontology annotation, molecular function: DNA-binding transcription activator activity, RNA polymerase II-specific; RNA polymerase II transcription regulatory region sequence-specific DNA binding. The record is from RefSeq and is a predicted model, not a curated record. Gene Ontology annotation, cellular component: nucleus; cytoplasm. NCBI's taxonomy places the organism in Eukaryota, Metazoa, Chordata, Mammalia, Afrosoricida, Tenrecidae.